AUGGCCAAUGCCAAUAUGAAGAACAAGCAGCUUCCGGCAGCUUCCGCCCGCCGCCCCGCCAGAGAAGGUGGAGAUCAACCGGCGACCACAUCCCCACCCCCCAGGACCCCCUCAGGCGCAAAGACCUCCCUGAUGGCCAGCAAGCUCGCCAGCAGCAGCACGUGUAUGGGUGGCACCAGGUCAGGUUUAUGGCGGUCCCCUGAGCUGGUCAGGAUACACCGCCUGGGUACAUCACCCAGCUUGCUGGCGCCUGGACUAGUGGCACGGUUUUUGGGGGGGGUGUGUGGUGUGGCGGCGGGUGGCUUUGGGGGUGCGGGGGACCCGUGGGCCAGUGAGGAGCGGAACUAUCACAUCUUUUACCAGCUUUGUGCAUCCUCCCACUUACCAGAGUUCCAGGAGCUGAAACUAGGCCGGGCAGAUGACUUCCAUUUUACCAACCAGGGGAAAAACCCCUCCAUUAGCGGGGUGGACGACGCAACAGACAUGACCUCAACCAGGAAGGCAUUCACCGUGAUGGGUGUUGAUGAGAGGCAGCAGAUGGCGCUGUUUAGGGUGCUGGCCGCAGUGCUUCACUUGGGCAACGUGGAGGUCAAGCAACUCCGAGCUGAAAACAGCAGUGUGUCUCCGGAGGACGUAAGCCUCCAAGCUUUCUGUGAUCUGAUGGGGGUGCCUUCGCCAGAGAUGGCCAAGUGGCUCUGUCACCGCAAGUUGAAGAUGGCCACUGAGACCUACAACAAGCCCGUGCCCAAGUCGCAGGCACUGGACGGUCGUGACGCUCUGGCCAAACACAUAUACGCCCGCGUCUUUGAGUGGAUAGUAACGCGUAUCAACACCGCUCUCAAGGCCGCCGGAAAGGAACACUCCUUCAUUGGAGUGCUAGAUAUCUACGGCUUUGAGACGUUUGAAGUGAACAGCUUUGAGCAGUUCUGUAUCAAUUAUGCCAAUGAGAAGCUCCAGCAGCAGUUCAACCUGCAUGUGUUUAAGCUGGAACAAGAGGAGUAUAUGAAAGAAGACAUCCCAUGGAUGCUCAUAGAUUUCCAUGACAACCAGCCUUGCAUCAGUCUGAUUGAGGCGAAGUUGGGCAUCCUUGACCUACUGGACGAAGAAUGCAAAAUGCCUAAAGGGUCUGAUGCAUCGUGGGCCCAGAAGCUGUACAGCAGUCAUGAGAGGAGAAGCAACCACUUCCAGAAGCCACGCAUGUCCAACAGCGCCUUCAUUGUCUUGCACUUUGCAGACAAGGUAGAAUACCAGUGUGAUGGUUUCUUGGAAAAGAACAAAGACACUGUCAACGAGGAGCAGAUCAGCCUCCUCAAGUCUGCUAAGUGUGAGCUGUUGCUGGAGCUUCUGGAAGAGGAGUGUGUUCAUGGUCAAAGUCGCCUGAAGACACCAGCAGCACGCAGUAGCACUCGCAAGAGUGUCGGCCUACAGUUCCGUAACUCUCUGCAGUUACUCAUGGACACUCUGAGUGCCACUGCCGCUCACUAUGUACGAUGCAUCAAACCCAAUGAUUGUAAAGCUGCCUUCACGAUGGACUCAGUGCGCGCGGUGCAGCAACUCCGAGCAUGUGGAGUUCUGGAGACCAUACGUAUCUCAGCAGCUGGAUUCCCCUCCAGAUGGACUUAUCAAGAGUUCUUCACGCGGUACCGUGUUCUCAUGAAGCAGUCUGAUGUGCUUCAGGAUCGGAACCUCACCUGUAAGAAGGUUCUCCCGCGACUGCUUCUGGAUGAGAACAAGUACCAGUUUGGGAAGUCCAAGAUCUUCUUCCGUGCGGGACAGGUGGCCUACCUGGAGAAGGUGCGCUCUGACAAACUGCGAAUGGCUUGCGUGCGUAUCCAGAAGACUAUUCGCGGUUGGCUGGCGCGCACAAAGUACGUUGCCAUGCGGAGGGCAGCCAUCACCAUCCAGAGAUACGCCAGGGGCCUGCUGGCACGCCGUCUGGCCUCGUCCAUGCGUAAGUCUCGGGCAGCGCUGAUCAUCCAAACGCACCUGCGCAUGUGGAUAGCCCGCAGGAACUACCAGCGACAGAGAGAGGGCGCUCUACUGCUCCAACGCCUUUACAGGGCAUACGCUGCCAGACAGGAGUACCAACGAGCGUGUAACGAGCGUAAGGUGCGUCUGCUGCAGCGCUGGGUCAAAGGCUGGCGUGCCCGCGUGUGGUACCGGCGCGUGCGUGCUGCGGUGGUGCUGCUGCAAUGCUGCGUGCGGAGGAUGCUGGCGCGGCGGGAGCUCAAGCAGCUACGCGUGGAGGCGCGCUCUGUGGAGCACUUCAAGAAGCUCAACGUGGGCAUGGAGAACAAGAUCAUGCAGCUGCAGCGCAGGCUUGACGAGCAGCACAAAGAAAAUCGUUUGCUGAUGGAGAAGUUGACUGCGCUGGAAACUAGCCAUGCCGCCGAACAGGAGCGUCUGAUUGGACAGUUGGAACGGCUUAAAGGGGUGGAGGAGGUGGGCAGGAGCCAGUCGGAACGUUUGGUAUGUAUGGAGGCGGAGCUGUUGUCUAGCAAGCAGGAAGUGGAGCGGCUUAACCAGCAGCAACAGGAGCAGCAGCAGAAGGCUCAAGAGGAGCGGGAGACUUGGGAGCAGCGCGUUGCUGAGCUAAACGAGCUGAAUGUUCUCCUGAAGAGUGAAAAGGAGAAGAUGAAUAACCUCAUCCUAGAGCAGCAGCAGGGGAUGGAGGAGCAGCAGGAGGCUCAUGAAGAGAGCGCUAAGCGGCUCCAGGUGGAGCUGAAUGAGGAGAGGAGCCGCUACCAGAACCUACUGUCAGAACACCACGAACUGGAGGAACGCCACGGUGACCUGAAGAAACAGCAGGGUUUGACCAAAGGGUCUGAUCAGAGGAAGGGGUCUGUCUGCAGCCUGACUGAUGUGUCUGAGGUGGGCAGCAGCAGUGGAGGAUAUGGAGUCCAAGAGGUGAGCUCUACUACUGGUGGGGACAUGUCUUUGCUGAUGUCACUGCAGAGGAAGGUGGCAGAUCUGGAGAAAGACAAACACACGCUGCAGAAUGAGCUGGACAGCAAGGAGGAGCUGCUCCUCAGUAGCAAGGCCAAGGAUGAAGAGGAGUUGAAGAGGACUCUGCUGGCAGAGCUUGACCAGGAAGCCUUAAAGCGUCAGGAGCUGGAUUCUGCCAACAGGAAGCUGAAGCGGGAGUUGACUGAGCUCCGAGAGGCUCUCAGUAAAUCGUCCGAGUCGGACGCGGCUUCCCCCGGGUCGCCGGCCUAUCAGGUAGUGCUGGAGCAGCUCAGCGCAGCCAAUGAGGAGCUAGAGCUACGUAAGGAGGAAGUGCUUAUACUGCGUUCGCAACUGUUUGCACCAGAGAACCUGUACAGUCAGGAUACGGAUGGGGAGUCUGCCAACAGCAGCAGGUCUCCAACUUUAGACCCCCAUGAAUUGAAUGAGGAUGGCGAGUUGUGGAUGGCAUAUCAAGGACUGAAGGAUACCAACAGGCUUCUGUUGUCUCAGCUUCAGAAUGUGACGAAGGAGCACUCCACUCUGACAGAAGAGGUUGCUAGUCUGCGGUCUGGCCUGCAGAGGGCAGCAGAGGAGCGCGAGCGGCAGCAGAAACUGCUGAAAGAGACUCUCCACCUCCCGCAGGACGCACGCAUCCCCGCCAGCCUGCAGCACGAGAUCAAACGCCUCACCACACACAACCUGGAGCUGAUGGAGCGCACAGAGAAACAACAGGGGUCGCUACGGCAACUCAAGAAGCAGCUGAAGGCCUACAUGAGGAAGGCAGGAGACACAGGAGAGGUGGUAGAAAACUCUGUGGAGGUGGUGUCUUCUCUCCCGCGUCGGGAACAACAGCGCAGUGGCAUGCUGGUCUGUAAGAAAGACGACCACCACAAGCUACUGAAAACUCUCAUUACAGCUGCGCUGCUGUCGCUCUCAACGCAGGUUCAAACGCAAAACGGAUAG
Molecule: messenger RNA, 3909 nt
Organism: Engraulis encrasicolus (European anchovy)
Lineage: Eukaryota; Metazoa; Chordata; Actinopteri; Clupeiformes; Engraulidae
Product: unconventional myosin-Va-like
Exons: 32
Coding region: 1-3909 (1302 amino acids)
Biological process (GO): vesicle transport along actin filament; actin filament organization
Cellular component (GO): myosin complex; cytoplasm; actin cytoskeleton
Molecular function (GO): actin filament binding; microfilament motor activity; ATP binding
Source: RefSeq, a predicted model, not a curated record